GGAAGGCGUGAGGGACGCGCCGGUCCCCAGCAUGGCGGCCGCCUGGCCCUCCGGGCCGGCAGCUCUGGAGACCGCGACUGUCCAGCUCCUGGGUGUCCUGUGGUUCGUGUCCGUCACCACGGGACCCUGGGGAGCUGCCGCCGCCGCCGGGGGCGAGGAGUCGCCUAAGUGCGAGGACCUCAAAGUGGGACAAUAUAUUUGUAAAGAUCCAAAAAUAAGUGAUGCUACACAAGAACCAGUUAACUGUACAAACUACACAGCUCAUGUUCAAUGUUUUCCAGCACCCAACAUAACUUGUAAAGAUUUCAGUGGCAAUGAAACACAUUUUACUGGACAUGAAGUUGGUUUUCUCAAGCCCAUAUCUUGCCGAAACGUAAAUGGCUAUUCAUAUAAAGUGGCUGUUGCACUGUCUCUUUUUCUUGGAUGGUUGGGAGCAGAUCGAUUUUACCUUGGAUACCCUGCCUUGGGUUUGUUAAAGUUUUGCACUGUAGGAUUUUGUGGAAUUGGGAGCCUAAUUGACUUCAUUCUUAUUUCAAUGCAGAUUGUUGGACCUUCGGAUGGAAGCAGUUACAUUAUAGAUUAUUAUGGAACCAGACUUACAAGACUGAGUAUUACUAAUGAGACAUUUAGGAAAACACAGCUGUAUCCAUAAAUGUUUUUAAAAAGAAACAGUUUCGGGCCUGAUUAAUUUUAAUAGUGAACUCCCAGUAUGUGGAUUUCCAGAUUUUCCUUUUUCCUUCUUCACAUAACAUUUUACAGAUUCUUUGUAACUUUUUGUUGUUGAUGAUGCUUUUGUUUUGUUGUUUUAGUUGAAAGCAUUUUAUCCUGAGAUUUAAUAGGACUUUCUUUGAGAGCUGUAUGUAUAAGAAUAGUCUUUCCUAGGCUACUGUCUCUAUGAGAUAGAUAGCUUAUCACCCGAUAUCCUGUAAUGUCUUUUCCAAAGGCAAGUUGCCACUUGUCAUUUUUGCUUCUGAAAAAUAAAAGUAUGACUUAC
Molecule: messenger RNA, 994 nt
Organism: Eptesicus fuscus (big brown bat)
Lineage: Eukaryota; Metazoa; Chordata; Mammalia; Chiroptera; Vespertilionidae
Gene: TM2D1
Product: TM2 domain containing 1
Exons: 7
Coding region: 32-652 (206 amino acids)
Biological process (GO): apoptotic signaling pathway
Molecular function (GO): G protein-coupled receptor activity; amyloid-beta binding
Source: RefSeq, a predicted model, not a curated record